AUGCGUGUGAAUUUUCCGCUUCUCAUUCGCUCCACCACAACGUGCAAAAAUGCUGCUGUUGAAAAUAUAAAAACGAGUGGGGGAAUUGCUGCCGAUCUGUACUUGGAUCCAUCGAAAUGGCAGCGUUUGAAGCCCGACCAAAUUUUUGGUCUUUACAGGGAAAGAAUGGUGAAGUUGGGCUCGCAAUACAAACCUUGCAAAGAAGAGCUGAAUGCACUACUGUCCACAUCAGAACAUACGGGAGUUCCUGCUGCAUCCAUCCGCUCUUUGUACUAUGGCGGAGAACAAGCUGCUCACAGUCUUGCAGGGAGCAACAUUCAAAACGACUACCGUCCCACGCCGUUCAUGUUUGACGAUUUGCCCUCUCAAGCGCAGAAUUUGGUUCAACAACAUCGUGAGCAAAGGUUUUACAACAGGCUGGCAGCUUACGAGCUUCCUACUCUAGUACAGUACCGGCAAGAAUACAAGAGACCUUCGCAACGUACUAACCCAGUCACAUACCGCUACACUACCUACGUUGGUGAAGAUCAUCCAAAUUCACGGAAAGUGGUGCUCAGCUUGAAAACCAAAGACCUGGAGCUCAACGACAAGGAAACUCACAAAUUUCGUCUGUUGGCACGCACGCGCUACGAUCAUCUCACAGACGUUUUCAAGAUGUCUUCAGAUAGGUAUCCAGAAGCUGCUCAAAAUGCACGCUACUUGAGUGAUACACUACAGGCCCUCAUCAAAGAGGCCAAGAAUUUGGAAGAUGAUUUUGCAGAUGUUCCUUUGGACACCAGACACAUUACAGCCAAAAAUUUACGUAAAAACACGCGGAAUUAUAAGUUCCCCGAGGAAUGGAAGCGGCCGCAAGACGCGCCAAAGGAGCUGGUAAACCUAACAGAUUUGAUUCAGGAACAGCUUCAGAAAUAG
Lachancea lanzarotensis is the source of this 912-nucleotide messenger RNA. RefSeq names its product LALA0S03e03422g1_1 (gene RSM24). Gene Ontology annotation, cellular component: mitochondrial small ribosomal subunit. Gene Ontology annotation, biological process: mitochondrial translation. NCBI's taxonomy places the organism in Eukaryota, Fungi, Ascomycota, Saccharomycetes, Saccharomycetales, Saccharomycetaceae. The transcript has a single exon. Bases 1 to 912 code for a protein of 303 amino acids. Gene Ontology annotation, molecular function: structural constituent of ribosome. The record is from RefSeq and is a predicted model, not a curated record.